This is a messenger RNA of Nanorana parkeri, 582 nucleotides long. It is a transcript of the gene CLEC19A, whose product is annotated as C-type lectin domain family 19 member A. The record is from RefSeq and is a predicted model, not a curated record. NCBI's taxonomy places the organism in Eukaryota, Metazoa, Chordata, Amphibia, Anura, Dicroglossidae. Bases 1 to 582 code for a protein of 193 amino acids. Gene Ontology annotation, molecular function: signaling receptor activity. The transcript is spliced from 5 exons.
AUGAGACACUGCGUGACUGCUUCACUUCCAUGGGACAUGUUCAUAAUUUUUGCAUUAACUGUGCUCACAGCUCAGGCUUUUCCCCAGACAGAGAUUAAACUUAGUCAAGCGUUUACUGAUGUGAGCCAGCCAUUCGCCUGCCCUCUGUUUUGGACAGAAUACAACGGGAACUGCUACAGGUUUUUCCCAAUGAAUAAAACAUGGGCAGAAGCAGACUUUUACUGUGCUGAGUUUUCACUUGGCCGGACAACUGCCAAAUUAGUUUCUAUCCACAGCUGGGAUGAAAAUAUUUUUGUGUUUGAUCUUGUGAACAGCCAAGUUCCUGGAAUACCUACAGAUAUCUGGAUAGGAUUAAGUGACAGAAGACAGGAAGGAGACUUUGAGUGGACAGACGGAACAGCAUAUGACUACAAUUACUGGGACGGAAAUCAGCCAGAUGAUGCCACAAACAGUAGUCCAGAAGAUGAGGACUGUGUACAGAUUUGGUACAGAUACUACAGCGCUUUGCGCUCUUGGAACGACAAUAGCUGCAGUCGCGAGUUUCCUUUUGUCUGCAAGAUCCCAUCUUUAGCACACAUGUGA